GAGUCACUACGGUCUUAUUCAUUCUUUAUCAUCUUCAGCUUCUCAUUGUAUAACAACUACCCAGGUACCUAAGGUUAACUCAAUCUCUUAACUUUCUUUUUAAAUAGCAAGUCUUCUUGAAUUCAUUCCAUAAAAGCAAAGUUUAUUAUUAAUAGAAAACAUCUUCCAAUUUGUUAGCAAGUGAGAACACGUCCAUCAUAUCAUCAUGGCCGUGGGUGUAAAACGCAAGCGCACCGAUGAAACCGUAGACGAUACCGCUGCGGCUCUACCGCAAAAGAUAGCGAAACCUAUUCCCGAUGAGACCGCGCUUGAAAGCUCCCUUUCUGUCCCGGAAGACAUGGAACCCCAAUUAAAGCGCAUCACGGAAUCGGAUCGCACGCCUUUCGAAAAGAAAGUGUGGACUCUCCUAUGCCAGAUCCCGCGGGGCCACGUAUCGACGUACGCCCUGCUCGCCGCGUACCUGGGCUCGUCGCCGCGCGCCGUGGGGAACGCGCUGCGGCGCAACCCGUUCGCGCCCGAGGUGCCCUGCCACCGGGUCGUGGCUACGGGCGGCGCGCUCGGCGGCUUCAAGGGCAGGUGGCCGAAGGACGGCGAGGGCAUCACGCUCGACGAGAAGCGGCGGUUGCUCCGCGGGGAGGGCGUCAGGAUGGACGGGAAGGGCAGGGUGCUAGGCUCGCCGUGGGUUGCGUUUGCCUAGGUAGGUACCUACCUAGGCACCUACCCAGACUAAUUCAAUAUCCACUUGAAUUGAAUAGGAGGGAGAAGGUUGUCAACCAAUGGAUGUAGCGAAGCUACUAGAAGGCGCCCGGACCGGACUAACCAAUGGCGUAUGUAAUGUAUGGUUUGAGAUGAAAUGAGAUGAGAUGACGGAAGCCUUAUGAAUGGUAGCGUCGUUCUAUUUGGGUAGAUUAUGAAAGUCCAGCUGAUGCAGAUGAAACACGAGAAGAACACUCUAGCCCAAAUCAAAUGAUAGAUAGGUACAGGUAGUUAAUGGAAUAAAUGGUGGUGUGCAUUCCAAAUGAA
This is a messenger RNA of Daldinia caldariorum, 1023 nucleotides long. RefSeq names its product methylated-DNA--cysteine S-met. Gene Ontology annotation, molecular function: methylated-DNA-[protein]-cysteine S-methyltransferase activity. Bases 206 to 697 code for a protein of 163 amino acids. The record is from RefSeq and is a predicted model, not a curated record. Gene Ontology annotation, biological process: DNA repair. The transcript has 2 exons. Lineage: Eukaryota; Fungi; Ascomycota; Sordariomycetes; Xylariales; Hypoxylaceae.